AGGAAUUACAGAGAGUGGGGCAGUAUAAAUUUGAACUGAAACCAUGGAUAAAAGCAGUGAAGGCUCAAUUCUCAAGAAAUACAGAACAUGGGGCCCCGAGUGCUGUCUACACUGACUGCUUUCCAUGUGAUCCUUUACGGCUUACAGCUCCUCCCACUACCCCAAAGCAAACAUCAAAUACAACAUUCUUCUUCUCUCUUCCCCCUCUUUUUCCCCUCCUUUCUCUCUCUGCUGUUUCACAGAGGGAUCCAAUGCUCUCCACCCUCCACUCAGCUUCCCUCUUCUCCUCUCUCAUCCUUCUCUCCAUCUUCAAUUAUGCAUUUGCAGAAGACCCGUUUGUGUUCUAUGACUGGAAGGUCUCUUACAUCACAGCUUCACCAUUUGGGGUUAAGCAGCAGGUGAUUGCAGUUAACGGGCAGUUUCCAGGACCAAUUCUCAAUGUCACUACCAACUGGAAUGUGGUUAUCAACAUCAAGAACGACCUUGAUGAGCCAUUGCUUCUCACAUGGAAUGGCAUACAACAUAGGAAAAACUCUUGGCAAGAUGGUGUCUUGGGAACAAAUUGUCCGAUUCCCGCUGGUUGGAAUUGGACAUAUGAAUUUCAGGUUAAGGAUCAAAUAGGGAGUUUCUUUUAUUUUGCUUCCUUAAACUUCCAGAGAGCUUCAGGUGGAUAUGGUGGAAUUGUCAUCAACAACAGAGAUGUUAUUCCAGUUCCCUUCGGGACACCAGAUGGGGAUAUUACAAUCUUUAUUGGUGACUGGUAUACAAAGAGCCAUAAGGAACUUCGGAAAGAUGUAGAAAAUGGAAUUGACCUCGGUGUUCCUGAUGCCAUUCUGUUUAACGGACUAGGGCCUUAUCGUUACGAUCAGGCACUUGUUCCUGAUGGUAUUGGCUAUCAUACGAUAAAUGUUGAACCAGGGAAAACAUACCGCCUCCGGGUGCAUAAUGUUGGUAUUGCAACUAGCUUGAAUUUCAGAAUCCAAAACCAUAAUUUACUUCUUGUAGAGACUGAAGGAUCAUACACGGUUCAGCAGAAUUACACGAACAUGGAUAUUCAUGUUGGUCAAUCAUACUCAUUCUUGGUAACAAUGGAUCAAAAUGCUAGCAGUGAUUACUACAUGGUUGCCAGUCCUCGGUUUGUCAAUUCAUCUGCUUGGGCUAAAGCUACUGGAGUUGCUAUCUUGCAUUACUCCAAUUCUCAGGGACCUGCUUCAGGUCCUCUUCCUGAUCCUCCUAAUGAUCUUGACACGUUUUUCUCAAUGAAUCAAGCAAGAUCUAUAAGAUGGAAUGUCUCUGCUGGUGCUGCUCGUCCAAAUCCACAGGGAUCUUUCAGAUAUGGCCAGAUCACUGUCACUGAUGUGUAUGUCCUCCUUAACAGACCUGCAGAACUUAUAGACGGAAAGUAUCGCACCACCCUUAAUGGUAUUUCUUAUUUAGCACCUUCAACACCCCUAAAGCUUGCGCAGCAGUUUAACAUUCCAGGGAUUUACAAGAUUGAUUUCCCAAAUAGACUGAUGAACCGACCUCCAAAGGUCGACACAUCCAUAAUCAAUGGUACUUACCGAGGUUUUAUGGAAAUCAUAUUCCAGAACAAUGAUACCACUGUUCAGAGCUACCAUUUGGAUGGUUAUGCAUUCUUUGUUGUGGGUAUGGAUUACGGAGUGUGGACAGAGAAUAGCAGAGGCACUUACAACAAAUGGGAUGGAGUUGCCCGAUGCACAACACAGGUGUUUCCUGGAGCUUGGACUGCCAUUUUAGUCUCUCUUGACAACGUCGGCAUUUGGAACCUCCGCACUGAGAAUCUUAAUACUUGGUAUCUGGGUCAAGAAGUUUAUGUGAAUGUUGUGAAUCCAGAGAUCACCGACAAAACUGAGCUUCCUUUGCCUGAUAACGCCAUCUAUUGCGGUGUACUCUCAUCAUUACAGAAGGACCGGUCUCAAAGAGUCAGGUUUUCCGGUGCACCACCCCUUACCAUCACAAGAAGAACAAUUUUGUUUGCUUUCAUCACAGCUUUGAUCACAGCUUUCAUUAGCAGCUAACCAAUUGGCAGUAAAACUGCCAUGGACUGCCAAGUCGAAUCACUGGAUGAGAAAUAUGAAAAUCCAUGAGACAUGAAAGAGAGAAAAACUCGAGCAUAUGGAUGAGGUUCGGUUCUACUGAAAGAGCAAUCAAGCAGAGGAGUAUCAUUGGUAUGUAUGGUUUAAUUGUAAUGUUUGGUAUUGUAUUAUAUGUACUUACAUAAUAGGGGCUCAGAAGAGUUAAUGACUAGUUGCAUUGAAGAAGCAACAAAUGGCAUUGUGUUUGUAAUAUCUUGCGGGUCUAAAUUCGAACAAUUUUUAAGUUUUUAUGAAAAUUGGUAGUUCAACAUGA
Messenger RNA from Vitis riparia (riverbank grape), 2370 nucleotides. Its product is annotated as monocopper oxidase-like protein SKU5. The transcript is spliced from 9 exons. The coding region runs from base 252 to 2039 and encodes 595 amino acids. NCBI's taxonomy places the organism in Eukaryota, Viridiplantae, Streptophyta, Magnoliopsida, Vitales, Vitaceae. The record is from RefSeq and is a predicted model, not a curated record. Gene Ontology annotation, molecular function: oxidoreductase activity; copper ion binding.